AUUCCAAAUGACCGAUUCGCUCUGGGUUAUAGUAUAUUGAGCGGAAUUUGUUUACCAAUAUACUUAAUAUCAUUUUUCUUAAAUAGUGUAUUGCUAUUAUUUGUGUCAGUAAAUUCAAAUUGUGUGCAUGAAAUGAGAAUUCGUAUUUAAAACACAACACAACUCGUAAGCGAUAUAUUGCAAACGAGAAUAACUCAAAAUGGAUCCUUUAAUACCAAAAGAAGUAACAAUCCUUGAGACAGCAGAGGAUAUUCAAAAUCGUCGUUUACAAGUAUUGGGUCGAUAUAGUGAAUUUAAAGCUGAAGCACGUUUGAAAAGGGAAAAGCUUGAAGACUCUAGAAGAUUCCAGUAUUUCAAACGUGAUGCUGAUGAGUUGGAAUCAUGGAUACUUGAAAAAACCCAAGCUGCAUCUGAUGAAAGUUAUAAAGAUCCUACAAAUUUACAGGCUAAAAUUCAAAAACAUCAAGCAUUUGAAGCUGAAGUAGCAGCUCAUAGCAAUGCUAUUGUUGUCUUAGAUAAUACCGGAAUGGGAAUGAUUAAUCAAAACCAUUUUGCUUCAUCUGAAAUUCAACAGAGACUUGAACAAUUACAUAAGGAUUGGGAUUUAUUAUUGUCAAAACUAGCUGAAAAAGGGGUGAAAUUACAACAAGCACUUGUUUUAGUUCAAUUUUUGAGACAAUGUGAUGAGGUUAUGUUUUGGAUUAAUGACAAGGAAACCUUUGUAACUACGGAUGAAUUUGGUGCUGAUUUAGAACAUGUAGAAGUUUUACAACGUAAAUUUGAUGAAUUUCAAAAAGAUAUGACAUCACAAGAAUAUCGUGUAACUGAAGUCAAUGAUUUAGCAUCUAAAUUAGUAUUAGAAGGUCAUCCUGAAAGAGAAACUAUUCUUAAGAAGAAAGAGGAAUUAAACGAAUCAUGGACAAGACUCAAACAACUAACACUUAUGAGACAAGAACGGUUAUUUGGGGCCCAUGAAAUUCAAAGAUUUAAUCGUGAUGCAGAUGAAACAGUUGCUUGGAUAUCUGAAAAAGAUGGUAUUUUAUCUUCUGAAGAUUAUGGCAGAGAUUUAGCUAGUGUUCAAACACUUCAGAGAAAACACGAAGGAGUUGAAAGAGAUUUAGCAGCUUUAGAAGAUAAAGUAUCAAUAUUAGGACAAGAGGCAGAUCGUUUAUGUGGAAUUCAUGCUGACCAUAGUACACAAAUACAUAACAAAAGGGGAGAAAUUGUUGCUUACUGGGAACAACUUACUGCUAAAGCUAAAGAGCGAAAACAAAAAUUAGAUGAAUCUUACUUACUCCAAAGGUUUUUAGCUGAUUAUCGUGAUUUAACUUCUUGGAUCAAUGACAUGAAAGCAAUAAUAUAUGCAGAUGAAUUAGCUAAAGACGUUGCUGGUGCUGAAGCUUUAUUAGAAAGACAUCAAGAACAUAAAGGAGAAAUUGAUGCCCGAGAAGAUAGUUUUCGAAUGGCAAUGGAGUCUGGUGAACAUAUUUUGAAAGGAGAAAAUAUUUCUUCUACAGUGAGUGAAAAUUUAAAUAAUUUAGCCAGUGAAAAAAAUUCAUUACUAGCUUUAUGGGAAGAACGUCGUAUAUUAUAUGAACAAUGUAUGGACUUACAAUUAUUCUACCGUGACACUGAACAAGCUGAUACAUGGAUGGCCAAGCAAGAGGCAUUUUUAUCCAAUGAAGAUUUGGGUGACUCAUUAGACAGUGUUGAAGCUUUAAUUAAAAAACACGAAGAUUUUGAAAAAUCUUUAGCAGCUCAAGAAGAAAAAAUUAAAGCUCUUGAUGAGUUUGCUACUAAAUUGAUUGAAGAACAACAUUAUGCCACAGAAGAUGUUGCACAGCGACGAGAAUCAUUAUUAGAAAGACGUACUGCUUUACUUGAAAAAUCUUCUCAAAGACGUAGUGUUUUAGAAGAUUCAUACAGACUUCAACAAUUUGAAAGAGAUUGUGAUGAAACUAAAGGAUGGAUCAAUGAAAAACUUAAAUUUGCUAAUGAUGAUAGCUACCUUGAUCCAACUAACCUUAAUGGUAAAGUACAGAAACAUCAAAAUUUUGAACAAGAAUUAAAUGCUAAUAAAUCACGCAUGGAAGAAAUAACCUCUACUGGUCAUGAGCUCAUUGAGUCAAAACACUAUGCUUUAAAUCGUAUUCAAACAAAAAUGGAUGAAAUUGUUCAUCUUUGGGAAAAUUUAGUGACUGCCUCUGGUCAAAAAGGCUCAAAGUUACGUGAAGCAGCGCAACAGCAACAAUUUAAUCGUACUGUGGAAGAUAUUGAACUAUGGUUGUCUGAAGUUGAAGGGCAAUUACACAGUGAAGAUUAUGGAAAAGAUCUAACUAGUGUUCAAAAUCUUCAAAAAAAACAUACUUUGUUAGAAGCUGAUGUAGCAUCACAUCAAGAUAGAAUUGAAGGUGUCAAAAUUACAGCAGAUCAGUUUGUUGAUUCAGGUCACUUUGAUGCUAAUAAUAUACGUGCUAAGCAGGGGGCUUUAUGUGAUCGUUAUUCAUCAUUGAAACAUCCAAUGGAAACACGAAGACAGCGUUUGGCUGAUUCAUUGCUUGCACAACAAUUAUUUAGAGAUAUUGAAGAUGAAGAAGCUUGGAUUCGUGAAAAAGAACCAGUUGCUGCUUCAACUAAUAGAGGUCGAGACUUAAUUGGUGUUCAAAAUUUAAUGAAAAAACAUCAAGCUGUUGUAGCUGAAAUUAAUAACCAUGAAUCUCGAAUAGUAAGCGUAACACAAGCUGGUCAAGAAAUGAUAGAUGGUAAACACUUUGCAUCUGAAGAUAUUAAACAACGCUUAGCUCAUCUUAAUAAACAUUGGAAUCAUCUUAAAGAAAAAGCCUUACAGCGUAAACAAGACUUAGAAGAUUCUCUUCAAGCGCAUCAGUACUUUGCUGACGCUAAUGAAGCAGAAUCUUGGGUUAAAGAAAAAGAACCAAUGGUUCUAAGUCAAGAUUAUGGAAGAGAUGAAGACUCUUCUGAAGCAUUGUUAAAAAAACAUGAAGCAUUAUUGUCUGAUUUAGAAGCAUUUAAGACAACAGUUGAAUCACUUUCUGAACAAGCUGCUGCUUGCAGGCAACAAGAAACGCCUGUUGUUGAUGUAAGUGGAAAAGAAUGUGUUAUGGCUCUAUUUGAUUAUACUGAAAAAUCUCCAAGAGAAGUUUCAAUGAAAAAAGGAGAUGUUUUGAUUCUAUUAAAUUCUAAUAACAAAGAAUGGUGGAAAGUAGAAGUAAAUGAUCGUCAAGGAUUUGUGCCUGCUCCAUAUGUUAAACGUCUUGAAGUAUCUGGUUUAAGUGCAUCUCAGCAACAUUUAGCUACUGGUGGAUCAAUUGCUGCUAGACAAGCACAAAUUGAAGCCCAGUAUAAUAGAUUACUGAAUUUGGCUAAAGAACGUCAAACUAAACUUGCUGAAACUGUUAAAGCGUAUGUAUUGGUGAGAGAAGCUGCUGAGUUAGCAACUUGGAUUAAAGACAAGGAAAACCAUGCACAAGUUCAAGAUGUCGGAGAAGAUUUAGAACAAGUGGAAGUAAUGCAAAAGAAAUUUGAUGAUUUCCAAUCAGAUUUAAAAGCCAAUGAAGUACGUUUAGCGGAAAUGAACGAAAUAGCCAUGCAAUUGAUGAGUUUAGGUCAAACAGAAGCAGCAUUAAAAAUCAAUACUCAAAUUCAGGACUUGAAUGAAAAAUGGACAUCACUUCAACAACUUACUCAAGCCCGAGCUACACAAUUAGGUUCAGCUCACGAAGUACAAAGAUUCCAUAGAGAUGUUGAUGAAACUCGUGAUUGGAUUCGAGAAAAAGAUGACGCUCUUAAUAAUGAUGAUCUUGGAAAAGAUUUAAGAAGUGUACAAGCUUUGCAACGUAAACACGAAGGCCUUGAACGAGAUUUAGCUGCUUUACAAGAUAAGAUUCGCCAAUUAGAUGAAACUGCUAACCGUUUAAUGAACACUCAUCCUGAAUCUCGAGAUAAUACUUACAUGAAACAAAAAGAAAUAAAUGAAGAAUGGACACAACUAACUGUAAAAGCUAAUUCAAGAAAAGAAAAACUUUUGGACUCUUAUGAUUUACAAAGAUUUUUGGCUGAUUAUCGUGACUUAAUGUCAUGGAUUAAUUCAAUGAUGGGAUUAGUUUCCAGCGAUGAACUAGCUUCAGAUGUUACAGGUGCUGAAGCAUUAUUAGAACGUCAUCAGAGUUUGAGAGCAGAAAUAGACUAUCGUUAUGGUAUAGCUCAGGAACAUCGCACAGAAAUUGAUGCACGUACUGGUACAUUUCAAACAUUUGAGAUGUUUGGUCAACAGUUACUUCAAUCUCAACAUUAUGCUAGUGUAGAAAUCCAAGAAAAACUUGAAAGCAUGACUGAAGCAAGACAAGAGUUAGAAGAAGCAUGGAUUAACCGUCGUAUGAAGUUAGAUCAGUGUUUGGAACUGCAAUUGUUCUAUAGAGAUUGUGAACAAGCUGAAAAUUGGAUGUCAGCUCGUGAAGCUUUUCUUGCUUCAGAGGAAGUUGAUUCAAAAGGAGAUAAUGUCGAGGCUUUAAUUAAAAAACAUGAAGAUUUUGAUAAAGCUAUUAAUGCCCAUGAAGAGAAAAUUGCUGCAUUACAAACAUUAGCAGAUCAACUUAUGGCUGCACAGCACUAUGCUGCUACUCCAAUUGAUGAAAAAAGACAACAAGUAUUAAAUAGAUGGCGUCAUUUGAAAGAAGCUUUAAUUGAAAAGAGAUCUAAACUUGGAGAAUCACAAACAUUACAACAAUUCAGUAGAGAUGCAGAUGAAAUUGAAAAUUGGAUAGCUGAGAAACUUCAAUUGGCAACUGAAGAAAGUUACAAAGAUCCUGCAAACAUUCAAUCUAAACAUCAAAAGCACCAAGCAUUUGAAGCAGAGUUAGCUGCUAAUGCUGAUCGUAUUCAAAGUGUAUUAGGUAUGGGACAAAAUUUAAUUGAUAAACAUCAAUGUGCUGGAUCUGAAGAAGCUGUCCAGUCAAGAUUAGGCUCUAUUGCUGAUCAAUGGGAAUACUUAACUCAAAAAACUACUGAAAAAUCUUUAAAAUUAAAAGAAGCAAAUAAACAACGUACUUACAUUGCAGCUGUUAAGGACUUGGACUUCUGGCUUGGUGAAGUCGAAUCUCUUUUAACUUCAGAAGAUUCUGGAAAAGAUUUGGCAUCUGUUCAAAAUUUAAUUAAAAAGCAUCAACUUGUUGAAGCUGAUAUCCAAGCUCAUGAAGACCGCAUAAGAGAUAUGAAUGGACAAGCUGACUCUCUAAUUGAAAGUGGACAAUUUGAAACUGGAAGUAUUCAAGAACGGCGUAGUUCUAUUAAUGAAAGGUAUGAGCGUAUUAGGAAUUUAGCUGCCCAUCGACAAGCUCGUUUAAAUGAAGCUAAUACUCUACAUCAGUUCUUCAGAGACAUUGCUGAUGAAGAAUCUUGGAUAAAAGAAAAAAAACUACUAGUUGGCUCUGAUGAUUAUGGUCGAGAUUUAACAGGUGUUCAAAAUUUAAAAAAGAAACACAAACGACUUGAAGCAGAAUUGGCAUCACAUGAACCAGCUAUUCAGUCAGUUCAAGAAGCUGGUGAAAAGUUAAUGGAUGUUUCUAAUUUAGGUGUUCCUGAGAUAGAGCAACGAUUAAAAUUACUUAACCAAGCUUGGGAUGAAUUGAAACAAAUGGCCUCAACAAGAGGCAAAAAAUUAGAUGAAUCAUUAACAUACCAACAAUUUUUAGCUAAAGUUGAAGAAGAGGAAGCAUGGAUUAGCGAAAAACACCAAUUAUUAUCAGUUGAAGAUUUUGGUGAUACUAUGGCAGCAGUUCAAGGGCUUUUGAAAAAGCAUGAUGCUUUUGAAACUGACUUUGCUGUUCAUCGUGAUAGAUGUGAAGAAAUCAGCCAUGGCGGUAUGGAUCUUGCUGAUUCCAAGAAUCAUCAUGCAGAUAGUAUUAUGCAGCGUUGCCAACAACUUCAAAUAAAGUUGGACAAUUUAUCUGCUUUGGCUGCUAAACGAAAAUCCAAGCUAAUGGAUAAUUCAGCUUAUUUGCAAUUCAUGUGGAAAGCUGAUGUAGUAGAGUCAUGGAUUGCUGAUAAAGAAACUCAUGUACGGUCCGAAGAGUAUGGUAGAGAUUUGUCCACAGUUCAAACAUUAUUGACUAAACAAGAAACAUUUGAUGCAGGCCUUCAUGCAUUUGAACAUGAGGGAAUACAGAACAUUACUUCUCUUAAAGAUCAAUUAAUUGCUGCUAAUCAUGAUCAAUCUGAAGCAAUAUUAAAAAGACAUGCUGAUGUAAUUGCUAGAUGGCAAAAACUGUUGGGCGAUUCAGAUGGUAGAAAACAACAGUUGUUACGUAUGCAAAAUCAAUUCCGCCAAAUUGAAGAACUCUAUUUAACAUUUGCAAAGAAAGCAUCUGCAUUCAAUUCAUGGUUUGAAAAUGCUGAAGAAGAUUUGACAGAUCCAGUUCGCUGCAAUUCUAUUGAAGAAAUAAAGGCUUUACGAGAAGCUCAUGCACAAUUCCAAGCUUCUUUGACAUCAGCUCAAGCAGAUUUUGAAGCUUUAGCUGCUUUAGACCAUCAAAUCAAAAGUUUUAAUGUGGGUCCUAAUCCAUAUACAUGGUUUACAAUGGAAGCUUUAGAAGAUACAUGGCGUAAUUUACAAAAAAUCAUUAAAGAACGAGAUAUUGAAUUGACUAAAGAAGCCCAAAGACAAGAUGAAAAUGAUACAUUAAGAAAAGAAUUUGCAAAACAUGCUAACACAUUCCACCAAUGGCUUACUGAAACUAGAACAUCAAUGAUGGAAGGAUCUGGAUCUUUAGAGCAACAACUGGAAGCUAUCAAACGAAAAGCUACUGAAGUUCGAUCACGUCGAUCAGAUUUGAAAAAAAUUGAAGACCUUGGUGCUAUUCUUGAAGAACACUUGAUUUUAGAUAAUAGAUAUACUGAACAUAGCACUGUAGGUCUAGCACAGCAAUGGGAUCAAUUAGAUCAAUUGGGUAUGCGAAUGCAACAUAACCUUGAACAGCAAAUUCAGGCAAGGAACCAAUCGGGAGUCAGUGAGGAUGCCUUGAAAGAAUUUUCAAUGAUGUUUAAACACUUUGAUAAAGAUCGUUCUGGUAGAUUAAACAAGACUGAAUUUAAGUCUUGUCUAAGGGCUUUAGGUUAUGAUUUACCUAUGGUAGAAGAAGGACAACCAGACCCAGAAUUUGAAGCUAUUUUAGAUGUUGUUGACCCUAAUCGUGAUGGCUAUGUAUCACUGCAAGAAUAUAUGGCAUUUAUGAUCAGUAAAGAAACAGAAAAUGUACAAAGUUCAGAAGAAAUUGAAAAUGCAUUUAGAGCUAUCACAGCGGGUGAUCGACCAUAUGUCACAAAAGAAGAGUUAUAUGCUAAUCUUACUAAAGACAUGGCCGAUUAUUGUGUAAACCGUAUGAAACCAUAUGUUGAUUCUAAAACUGAACGACCAAUUACUGGGGCACUAGAUUAUAUUGAAUUCACUAAAACACUUUUCCAAAACUAAAUAUUUUUAGUAUAUUAAGCACACAGCUACUAAAAGAGUUCUAUAUUAUGAUAAAUAUAUUUACCUAACUAUUUUUUAGCUUAAGAUAUUAUAAAUUAUUGUUUUACUUGCAAUAUAAAUGAAACUUUUAUAUUAUAAACAUUACAUAGAUGAAACUAUUUUAUUAUUGUGAGUGUUAAAAACUUUAACUAAAAUGAAUUUUUUAUUUUAAUUUUUCGAAAUUCGUUUUUGAUUUUUAUUAAAACUACUUCAUUAAUAACAUAUGUAAUUCUAUUAUUUGUUUUUUAUUUUUAUUUUUAUUUUUAUUUAGAAAAUUAGUGUAAACAAAGAGAAUGAUAAUAUAUUUAUUUAUUUGCUUUUGCUUGUGAAUUUUAACCAUCGAUGCUUUUAUUAUUUUCAUAAUAAAGUCACUUGAAUUUUAA
Molecule: messenger RNA, 7908 nt
Organism: Daktulosphaira vitifoliae (grape phylloxera)
Lineage: Eukaryota; Metazoa; Arthropoda; Insecta; Hemiptera; Phylloxeridae
Gene: alpha-Spec
Product: spectrin alpha chain
Exons: 39
Coding region: 200-7486 (2428 amino acids)
Biological process (GO): actin cytoskeleton organization
Cellular component (GO): cell junction; plasma membrane; cell projection
Molecular function (GO): calcium ion binding; actin filament binding
Source: RefSeq, a predicted model, not a curated record